This is a messenger RNA of Penicilliopsis zonata CBS 506.65, 354 nucleotides long. RefSeq lists its product as hypothetical. The transcript is spliced from 4 exons. The record is from RefSeq and is a predicted model, not a curated record. The coding region runs from base 1 to 354 and encodes 117 amino acids. Lineage: Eukaryota; Fungi; Ascomycota; Eurotiomycetes; Eurotiales; Aspergillaceae.
AUGCGUUUCAUCUACACUGGCCUCGCCCUCUUCAUCGCCGGCGUCACUGCCCAGAACGCCCCCGCUGGAAAGGUCUGGGGAUACAAUGAUUUCGACUACAAAGGCGUCAAAACGACCUACGACACCCCGACGACCUGCGAGAACCUCCAGAAGUAUGCCUUUGUCCGUACCCCAAGUCCAUUGCCAUCCCGGCCAACACCGUCUGCUCGUUCUACUCCCAAGUAUCGUGCGAGGGAGAGGCGGUCCAUCUCACUGGCAACGUGGCUAAGCUGCACCCGCAGCCGGUCAGCUUCAUCUGCAAGAAGCAUUAAGUUGCGUGAUAGUUUGAUGCUUGAUCCUGUUGAUAUUAGUUGA